Messenger RNA from Mastomys coucha (southern multimammate mouse), 2881 nucleotides. RefSeq names its product RALBP1 associated Eps domain containing 2 (gene Reps2). Gene Ontology annotation, molecular function: calcium ion binding; protein binding. The record is from RefSeq and is a predicted model, not a curated record. The transcript is spliced from 18 exons. The coding region runs from base 151 to 2100 and encodes 649 amino acids. NCBI's taxonomy places the organism in Eukaryota, Metazoa, Chordata, Mammalia, Rodentia, Muridae. Gene Ontology annotation, cellular component: plasma membrane; cytoplasm. Gene Ontology annotation, biological process: endosomal transport; endocytosis.
GCCGGCGCUCUCUUGGAGGAAGCGGUGGCGCUGCAGCUGCGGGGCGUGGGGGCGGCGGCUUCGGAGGCCGAGGCGGUGGUGGUGGCCCUGGCGGAGGCACCAGCACCUCGCCCGGGGAAGACGCUCGGCCGGGACCCUACAGAAGGCCCUAUGGAAGUGGCAGGGGGCGGAGGCUGCGGCGCCGGGCCGCCGUUGCUGCUGAGCGAUAGCGAGCAGCAGUGCUACUCUGAGCUCUUCGCGCGCUGUGCGGGCGCUGCAAGCGGGGGGCCCGGACCUGGCCCCCCCGAGGCUACCAGGGUCGCCCCCGGCACUGCCACUGCGGCCGCUGGUCCGGUAGCCGAUCUGUUUCGAGCGUCGCAGCUGCCACCAGAGACACUGCAUCAGAUUACAGAACUGUGUGGUGCAAAGCGAGUUGGCUACUUUGGCCCAACACAGUUUUAUGUUGCCCUGAAAUUAAUUGCUGCAGCCCAGUCUGGCCUCCCUGUGAGGACAGAGAGUAUUAAAUGUGAACUGCCUCUGCCUCGCUUUGUGAUGUCGAAGAGUGAUGGUGAGAUCCGGUUUGGGAACCCAGCUGAGCUGCAUGGACCGAAGGUUCCGAUUCCAUACUUAACCACAGAGAAAAAUUCCUUCAAAAGAAUGGACGAUGAGGAUAAACAGCAGGAAACACAGUCUCCCACGAUGUCACCCCUCGCCUCCCCUCCUUCUUCCCCGCCUCAUUACCAGAGGGUGUCCUUGAGCCAUGGCUACAGCAAACUGCGGAGCGGCACAGAACAGAUGCAUCCAGCUCCAUAUGAAAAUAGGCAGCCCAUUGGCCAGCCUGAAGGACCUUCAUCAGAGGGUCCAGGAGCCAAACCCUUUCGUCGGCAGGCCUCUCUUAUUCGGUCCUUUUCAGUGGAGAGAGAACCACAGGAGAACAACAGUAAUUACCAAGAUGAGCCCUGGAGGAUAACAGAAGAACAGCGGGAGUACUACGUCAAUCAGUUUCGGUCCCUCCAGCCAGACCCGAGUUCCUUCAUUUCAGGGUCUGUGGCCAAGAACUUCUUCACCAAAUCAAAGCUCUCCAUUCCAGAACUCUCUUAUAUCUGGGAACUCAGUGAUGCUGACUGUGAUGGAGCCCUGACCUUGCCUGAGUUUUGUGCUGCAUUUCAUCUCAUCGUAGCCCGGAAGAACGGCUACCCACUGCCAGAGGGCCUGCCUCCAACUCUGCAGCCAGAGUACUUGCAAGCAGCUUUCCCUAAAUCCAAGUGGGAGUGUGCAAUUUUUGAUUCUUAUUCUGAGUCAAUGCCAGCAAACCAACAGUCCGGUGACUUGAAUCGGAUGGAGAAGACAUCUGUUAAGGACAUGGCUGACUUUCCUGUCCCUACCCAAGAUGUGACUACUGCUGAUGACAAAAAAGCUUUGAAAAGUACUGUUAACGAAUCCUUACCAAAGGACGUAUCUGAGGAUACAGCAACUUCUAAGGACUGCAACAGUAUCAAAGCAAGACCAAGAUCCAGAUCUUACUCUAGCACCUCCAUAGAAGAGGCCAUGAAAAGGGGUGAGGAUCCUCCCACCCCACCACCACGGCCACAGAAAACCCAUUCCAGAGCCUCCUCCUUGGAUCUGAAUAAAGUCUUCCAGCCCAGCGCGCCAGCUGCUAACUCUGGAUUGUUACCUCCACCACCAGCACUUCCUCCGCGACCAUGUCCAACACAGUCUGAACCAGUGUCUGAGCCUGACUUCCACUCUCAGCUGAACAGAGCUCCUGCCCAAGCUGCAGAAAGCAGUCCGACAAAGAAGGAUGCACCACAUGCUCAGCCUCCAUCAAAGCCUAUUCGCAGGAAAUUCAGACCUGAAAAUCAAACUACAGAAAGCCAAGAGCCUGCUGCUGCAGUUGGAGGGGCAGCUUCUGCAGCAAUGGUGAAACCCCAUCCAACAGUACCAAAGCAGUCUUCCAAGCAGAAGAAGGCUAUUCAGACUGCCAUUCGCAAAAAUAAGGAAGCCAAUGCAGUGCUGGCCCGCUUGAACAGUGAGCUUCAGCAGCAGCUGAAGGAGGUUCAUCAAGAACGGAUUGCAUUGGAAAACCAAUUGGAACAACUUCGUCCAGUCACAGUGUUGUGACAUCCUAAAGGCUUGAGUGACAGCAGGUGACCUUGUCCUGCCAAGAUCUUUCUUUUGAGUGUUUAAGCCCAACUAUAUGUCUGAAUGUCAAAAGCUGUGAGCAGCACAACAUAGUCUAUAUGACUUUCUGUUUUGCACUUCACUUGUGUAUUUUACAGUGGUGGUAAAAUAUGUCUUCAACUGAUCAUUGCACUUAAAAUAUUAAUUAUCAGCUACUUGGGAGGAUAAAGCAGGAGGGUCACAAGCUCAAGGCCAUUUUGAGAAGUUCGUUGAGAUACUGUCUUAAAUAAAAAGUAAGAAGAGAGGUAUGUAUAUAGCUCAGUGGUAGAGUGCUUGCCUGAUAUACGGGAAGCCUCAGUUUAAUCCUAAGUCCCAUUUAAAAACUAUACUUAUAAUUGGAAUUUAUCUCCCAUUUUAACCACUUUUAGAUACUGCUCCUUAUUUAAGUUAGUGUUUUAGCAGAUAAUUCAAAACAUUAUUUAUUUAAAGAAUUAAUAAUUUUACAGUACCUAUUAAUGAUGUACUAGCAGGAUGCUCAUGCUCAUUUUAUGUAUGCUAUAUACAGUAUGUUGGUUUCCUGAAUAGUUGCAUUCCAGCUGGAUAGUCUUAGGCAUGAUGAUAAUAAAACCAAAAGCUGGAAUACAACUGGAGUAUCAGAUUUACACUGGCACUAUGCCCUCUACCACUAUAUGCCAAAAACUGCUUCUGUAGUACCAUUUUGAUAUUAUAUCAGUUAUACCUAAUACAUGACUAUUGUUUUCUAUUAAAUGUUAGAACCUUA